Molecule: messenger RNA, 597 nt
Organism: Rotaria sp. Silwood1
Lineage: Eukaryota; Metazoa; Rotifera; Eurotatoria; Philodinida; Philodinidae
Source: the annotation of a GenBank genome assembly
AUGUCGUCUAAGGAUAGCAAACAAGAAACAAUUGAUAAUAAUAGAGGACCUAAUGCAGAUCAACAAACUCCUCCAGAAGAUGAUAAACCUUCACAACCAAUUUCUUCAGAAAAGAGACAUUCAACAGGUGGACAUGAAUUAACUGGUGUAGAAAAACUGGCUGCACCAGAUGGUUCAGGUGGUCAACCAACACUACUUAAAUGUGUACGUAAAUAUCAUCAUUGUAAAUGUUCACUUGAAACAAUUGUAUGUCAUCUACAUAAAUGUCCCAUCUUAACUUGUAUACAUAUGAUGAUAUUAUCCGGUCAUUGUUGUCCUAUUUAUAGAGAUCAAUUAUCUUUUAUUAAUGAUCCAGUAGGUCUUACGCCAUAUGGCAUUAAUGCCACUUAUGCAGUUAUUACACUCAAUGUUCAAAAGAAUGCUGAUCAAAGAGCUAAGGAGGCGUUGGCUGAUAAUAUCACUUAUCUUUUUGCUUCAAUUGCUUAUGGAGGACGAUUCUAUCUUUUCAUGUUAACAUCACCUCGUUUUCGUCGUAUGGUAAAAAAUCGAAUUUUACAAUGGCAACCAUCACGACGUGUUAUUCCAUUGGCAAAAUAA